Bufo bufo (common toad) is the source of this 4545-nucleotide messenger RNA. It is a transcript of the gene PKP4, whose product is annotated as plakophilin 4. The record is from RefSeq and is a predicted model, not a curated record. Bases 168 to 3767 code for a protein of 1199 amino acids. Gene Ontology annotation, cellular component: nucleus; plasma membrane; adherens junction. The transcript has 22 exons. Gene Ontology annotation, molecular function: cadherin binding. Gene Ontology annotation, biological process: cell-cell junction assembly; cell-cell adhesion. Lineage: Eukaryota; Metazoa; Chordata; Amphibia; Anura; Bufonidae.
GCUGGGACCCCGGCGCUGCUGCUGCGGUGUGCUCGCUAGAGGGGAUUAGGCUCCCGCACCAUGGACACGGGGUAAGAGUCCGCCCGAGGAGCGGGGCUGCCGGCGGCUGUGGAGACUCAUGAAGCUGCGGGAUCCGGCGCCUGGGGAGACGUGAGCAGGCAGGUGCCAUGCCAGCUCCUGAGCAGACCCCCAUGAUGGAGGAGGGGCUGUCAAAAGCCCCCCAGGAGGCUGCCCCCACCACAGGCAUGGAGCCAGAGUCCACGGCCACCAACAUUUUGGCAUCGGUAAAAGAGCAGGAGCUUCAAUUUGAACGGCUCACCAGAGAGCUCGAGGUGGAAAGACAAAUUGUCGCCAAUCAGCUAGAAAGAUGCAGACUGGGAGCGGAGUCGCCAAGCGUCGCCAGCGUAAGCUCUACCGAGAAAUCAUUUCCUUGGAGAUCAGCAGAUGCAUCAUCCGGAGGUCCCCCUAAGCAGAGACUGUCUGACUCUACUCAUCCCAACCACUUCCUCAUCAGAUCUGACCCAGAACCUGUGACCAUGUAUUCCCCGGAGCAGACGUCACUUCAUGAAAGUGAGGGAUCUUUAGGCAACUCUCGAAGCUCAACGCAGAUGAACUCGUACUCUGACAGCGGUUACCAGGAAGCCGGGACUUUUCACAACCACAAUGUGGGUAAACCUGAACUUCGGCAGCAGCACUCGUUCUCAGGAUCUACCAGUAACCACCUGGCGAGGUCCACAAGGGCUGAAGGCCAAGCCUUGGUCCAGCCAUCAAAUCCUGUGGCGGCCAACAAGGCAGUUCGGCGUGUUAGCUCCGUUCCCUCAAGAUCACAGUCCCCUUCUUAUGUCAUUGGAUCUGGAGUUUCUCCAUCUCGAGGGUCCCUGAGAACAUCACUUGGUAGUGGCUAUGGCUCCCCAUCCAUUACGGAUUCACGACCGCUUCCCACUUCCACCACGUACUCCUCUACAACGUUGCCUUCUCAGAGAGCAGCUUCUCCUUACACAAUACGGAGGUCCAACUCUCCAACAGGUGUUCGAAGGAUUGGUUCACUCACUUCGAGACAAAACUCCAACCCUAACAGCAUGACCUCAACCUACCAAACAUUAGGUACUUCAGCUAGAGUUGGUUCCCCAUUAACUUUAUCUGAAACCCAAAAUAGAGUUGCCACAUCCUCCCAACCUCCUGUAGGAUCCUCCUCUUCUCCGAAGCGAGCUGGAAUGACUGCAGUUCCACAGCAUAUGGGAACAUUACAAAGGAACUUGCAUGACAUUGACCAAUAUGGUCACCAGCCGUUUGACAUUUAUGAAAGAAUGGUUCCACCAAGACCAGACAGCCUUACAGGUUUAAGAAGCUCUUAUGCAAGUCAGCAUAGCCAGUUAGGCCAGGACCUGCGUUCUGCUGUAUCCCCUGACCUGCAGAUUACCCCUAUAUACGAGGGGAGAACCUACUACAGUCCAGUCUAUCGGAACGCCAACCACGGAACCAUCGAGCUGCGCCAAGGAUCACAGACUGCGGUUUACCGUACCGGCUCAGGGUCGGGUAAUCUUCACAGGACAUUGAGCCAACGUAACACUCUUGCAUACCAAAGAAAUAAUUAUGCUCUCAACACUGCAGCUACCUAUGCUGAGCCAUACCGAUCAAUGCCGUUCCGGGUGUCUGAAGGCAGCUAUAACAGGAUGCCGCACGCUGCGCCCGCAGAUGAUGGAACCACAAGGUCCCCCUCAAUUGACAGCAUACAGAAGGAUCCCAGGGAGUUUGCUUGGCGUGACCCCGAACUACCUGAGGUCAUUCAUAUGCUUCAGCAUCACUUCCCUUCAGUGCAAGCAAAUGCAGCGGCCUACCUGCAACAUCUCUGCUUUGGGGACCAUAAGAUCAAAAUCGAGGUGUGUCGACUUGGAGGAAUAAAGCACCUAGUUGAUCUUCUGGAUCACAAGGUACUGGAGGUUCAGAAAAAUGCAUGCGGCGCCUUGAGAAAUCUCGUAUAUGGCAAGUCUACUGACGAAAACAAGAUUGCGGUGAAGAACACAGGCGGGAUCCCUGCCCUCCUUAGACUACUGAGAAAAACCAAUGACCAAGAAAUAAGAGAACUUGUAACCGGAGUCCUGUGGAACUUAUCAUCCUGCGACGCCGUAAAGAUGACGAUUAUCCGCGAGGCUCUGUCGCCGCUCACAAACACUGUGAUCGUUCCACACUCCGGACUGAAUAAUUCCUCCUUCGACGACGAUCACAAAAUGAAAUUCCAGUCCUCGUCGGUUCUCCGCAAUACCACUGGCUGCAUGAGAAACCUGAGUUCAGCGGGGGAAGAAGCACGCAAGCAGAUGAGAUACUGUGAAGGCUUGGUCGACUCCCUCCUCUUCGUGAUUCAAACCUGCGUGAACACGUCAGAUUUUGACAGCAAGACAGUGGAGAAUUGUGUCUGCACCUUGAGGAACCUUUCUUACCGGCUCGAAUUGGAAGUGCCUCAAGCUCGAUUGCUGGGAAUUAAUGAAAUGGAAGACUUCUGCAAGGAAUCCCCCAGCAAGGACUCCGACUCGAGCUGUUGGGGUAAAAAAAAGAAAAAGAAGAAAAGGCCACCCCAAGAAGACCUGUGGGACGGUGUGGGGCCCAUUCCAGGAAUAUCCCAAUCCCCAAAGGGAGUUGAAAUGCUCUGGCACCCUUCUGUAGUUAAGCCAUAUCUGACUCUCCUAGCUGAAAGUUCGAAUCCUGCGACAUUAGAAGGUUCGGCCGGGUCUCUCCAGAAUCUCUCUGCUGGGAACUGGAAGUUUGCCGCCUAUAUUAGAGCUGCAGUCAGGAAAGAGAAAGGGCUGCCCAUCCUGGUGGAGCUGCUGAGGAUGGAUAACGACAGAGUGGUGUCUUCAGUGGCCACGGCUUUGAGGAACAUGGCGUUAGAUGUUCGGAACAAGGAGCUCAUCGGCAAGUAUGCAAUGCGGGACCUGGUCAAUCGGCUCCCAGGAGGCAACGGCCCCAACGUUUUAUCGGACGACACCAUAGCAGCAAUCUGCUGUGCCUUGCAUGAGGUCACCAGUAGGAAUAUGGAGAAUGCCAAGGCGCUGGCAGACACGGGAGGGAUAGAGAAGCUGGUGAACAUCACAAAGGGGAAAGGAGACAGGUCUUCAUUGAAGGUGGUGAAAGCUGCUGCACAAGUACUAAACACACUAUGGCAAUAUCGAGAUCUCCGCAGCAUCUACAAGAAGGAUGGUUGGAAUCAGUCUCAUUUUAUAACUCCAGUCUCAACAUUAGAACGUGAUCGAUUCAAAUCCCAUCCAUCGUUAUCAACCACUAAUCAGCAAAUGUCACCCAUGAUCCAGUCAGUGGGCAGCACGUCGUCGUCACCAGCACUGUUAGGAAUCCGGGAGCCAAAUUCUGGAUACGAGAGAACACAGUCCUCUAUGCAAUACUACAACAGCCAGGGGGAAUCCUUGAUUCACAAGGAUAUGUAUAGCGGGUCCAGCAAAGCGUCUCCUAUCUACAUCAGUUCCUAUUCGUCACCAGCACGGGAGCAGAACAAGAGGCAGCAGCAGACUCACCAGCUAUAUUAUAGCCCCGAAGAUCCCAAUAGGAAAAACUAUGACUCCUACCGGCUGUAUCUGCAGUCUCCACACAGCUAUGAAGACCCGUAUUUCGACGAGCGCGUCCAGUUCACGUCAACGACCGAUCAGAACGCGCAAUACGGACUUAAAUCAACCACAAACUAUGUUGACUUUUACUCCACUCGGAGACCUUCCUAUAGACCGGAACAGUAUCCAGGGUCUCCGGAUUCCUGGGUGUAACCCCGGGGAGGUCGCUCCAUGGACUCAGUACUAAGUAAUCAUGCUUGACUUGAUUUUUUUGAAUGGCCUUAUUUGCUGUUUUUUUUACGGUUGGAAACGGAAAGUGAAAUAAAAAAAAGAAGGACCAUGUUGGACGUGGUAAUUUUAUUUCAGAAGGUUUAGCCUGGACGAGACGAAAUGAAGCAAGAAGGGUGUUUUUUUUUUGUUUUGUUUUUUUAUAUAUGAAUUUUUUGUAAUUUUUUUUUUUUUACAUUUUUUUUUUUUUUUUUUGCUGUUUUGGUUGUAGAUCUUGCUGCUUGUAGUUCUGUAGUCUGGUGAUGGUGCAAGCUAUGUGAGGGAAGGUAUGCGAUUGAUGAUGGGGGAAAAUGUCUAUGGUCAAAUCAAAUCUUGAUAUUUUUUUUAAUGUGAAUAAAGUCUCAUUCCGAUUUAGUUUGUACAGAAAUACGGAUCCAAUGAAUGCUUCUUCUUUGUUUUACUGUUACUCAAUGUCGACCUUGUAUGCUAUCCUGUCGUGUAAAUUUUUCUCUCACCGGUGUAAAUACAGCAGUGCUUUGCCAGUCGCGGGUGCCAUCAUUUGUAUUGCAGUGUAUCACCUGGAAUCACUGAAAAUCCCAGAGAUGUAAAUCACCAUAUUGAACGCUAACAUUUUUACACAUAGACUCAUUUAAGAAUAGAAGAUAAUCGCUGCGUUUUGUCCAUUUCCUGCUCUUUCAUAAGUCUCACUGCCAUUUUCUAUGCACAUGGAAGAUGAAAUAAAUGUGGACGUGUCAUCCACGGA